This is a messenger RNA of Paramisgurnus dabryanus, 4280 nucleotides long. It is a transcript of the gene dusp16, whose product is annotated as dual specificity phosphatase 16. The record is from RefSeq and is a predicted model, not a curated record. Gene Ontology annotation, cellular component: cytoplasm; nucleus. NCBI's taxonomy places the organism in Eukaryota, Metazoa, Chordata, Actinopteri, Cypriniformes, Cobitidae. Gene Ontology annotation, molecular function: protein tyrosine/threonine phosphatase activity; MAP kinase tyrosine/serine/threonine phosphatase activity; MAP kinase tyrosine phosphatase activity. Gene Ontology annotation, biological process: negative regulation of MAPK cascade; peptidyl-tyrosine dephosphorylation.
UAAUGAGUUUCUGUUCUCUUCUCACUCGAUGUGUUUCAUGCGUUUAUUGUCGUGUUUUCUUCAGUUUGUGUUGUGUGUUUGAGGCCGGCUAGUGUUUCAAUGACGCCAUGAUGUUAUUUUUACUCGAUGAGCUCACGAGCACUUCGUCUGAGAUCUACUAGCGUUACUACUUAUCCGAUCAGUUUUACUAGUAUUAACUUACUAGUCAUCUCCUGUGAGGAUUCAUUUCAACAUGAGCUGGACUCAAACUUUAAUGAUUCAGAAGUUGAUGCUGGAUUUGCAGAGAGACUAUGAGGAAAAGCACCACUAAUAUUGGAUCUGACAAAAAUGACACAGCAGUAUACACAGUGUAUGAGGUCCUCAGUGGCAAGGAGGUGUGUGAGGUGAUCGCAUUGCUGUCAAUGAGUAAAACCCCUGCAGUGAUGUAAAGACCCCCCCCCCUCGUCCCUCAGCACGUCACAUCACAGAGUCAGGAGACGACCGUGUGUUUCUUUCUCCUUUACGCAUUCCUUUUCUCUUGUCCUCUUCUUUUUUUUUUUUGGCUGGGCCUCAGGCCGUCCGUGGAACACCACCAGGGUGACAUCAUCAGUUACUGCCACAAUGGGGCCGUUCAUCUCCUGAGGGCCCCCGAGGGCCACAUUAGUUCUCUCUCUGUCGAGGGAAGACGCAGUGAGACAGGAAGAACAGUAAGACAGAGGGGUCAUGAGUUCAGUGCGGCCCAUCGGGGCAGAGGCGCUGGUGGCCUUGCUGGAGGGCGGUUUGGACCGGGUGCUUCUGAUUGACAGCCGCCCGUUUGUGGAAUACAACACGUGUCAUAUCCUGGAGGCUGUGAAUGUCAACUGCUCCAAAUUGAUGAAAAGAAGAUUACAACAAGACAAAAUACAGAUUACUGAACUACUGCAGCAUUCAGCCAAAAGAAAGUUUGAAGUUGAGAAUCAAGAAGUUGUUGUGUAUGAUCAGAGCUCACCAGACCCCGCCUCACUUUCAUCUGAAGCUUUUCUCAGCAUCUUACUGGCCAAACUGGAGAAAUGUUUCACAUCUGUUCAUCUGCUCUCAGGUGGAUUCGGAGAGUUCUCGCAUUUGUUCCCAGGCCUGUGUGAAGGCAAGUCCACAUUGGUUCCGUCCUGCAUUUCUCAGCCGUGUCUCCCUGUCACUAACACGGGACCCACGAGGAUCCUGCCCCACCUGUACCUGGGCUGUCAGAGAGAUGUUCUCAACAAGGAGCUCAUGCAGCAAAAUGACAUCGCUUACGUACUCAACGCUAGUAACACGUGUCCAAAACCUGACUUCAUCGCAGAAUCGCAUUUCUUGCGAGUGCCGGUGAAUGACAGCUUCUGUGAGAAGAUUCUGCCAUGGCUGGACAAAUCAGUGGACUUCAUAGAGAAAGCCAAGGCCAACAACAGAAGAGUUCUGGUUCAUUGCCUGGCUGGAAUCUCUCGCUCGGCCACGAUAGCCAUCGCUUACAUCAUGAAGAGAAUGGACAUGACGUUAGAUGAAGCGUACAGGUUUGUAAAGGAGAAAAGGCCCACCAUCUCACCUAACUUUAAUUUCCUGGGUCAGCUGCUGGACUUUGAGAAGAAGCUCAAGCAUGCGAGUGAAACAGCUGCCAAACUUGAACCGCCGCAGGUGGAUCCAUUAGAGGAGCUAAACCGCGGGCGAGGAACGGAGGAUGGUGGAGCGCCGGGGCCUGAUGACGUCCCUGAGAGACAUUUACCGACUCGGGCCCUUUGCGGUCUGCAGCUUGGUGAUGAGCCGGAGGAGAACGCCAGGCCCAAGCGCUCUUUCUCGCUGGACAUUAAGUCGUACGGUGAGUCUGGAGCAUCGGUGCGAAAGUUAGCCACGCGUUCUGUUAGCGGUGACAUCACAGAGCUCUACAAACCUGUGUUUAAAGAGUCAGCCAGCAAACCCUGUCAGUUUUCCCCUGUUCAGGAAGUUUCAGAACAAAGUCCAGAGAAGGAACGUGCUGAAGAACGCAACAGCACAGGUGCAGAUAAAACCAAUACCCCGUCCAAACCGCAGUCGGGCUCAGUGAAACUUGGCGCGAAAGCAUCAUGUUCGCAGUCGUUACAUCGCAGCGGCAGCAUGGAUGAAACCCAGACAGAAUUUCCGUCUCGAUCCCAGCAGCACUUGUCCAAAGCCGGGAUGGGCGUGCUGAAGGGCUGGCACUCGGACAUCCUCCUGGGUCCAGUAGCCGGUGCCUGGUACCUCUCCUCUGAAUCUGCCCGGUUCUACUCCGCGUCAGCCAUAUUCAGCGGCACCGCAGGGAAUCCAAACAGCUCGGCUGCGUACGGGUGUGGUCAGGAUUCGGAAGCCGUGCGGAGGCGGGGACGGCAGCGCGGUGGGGACUGCGGAGAUUCCCGCAGGAGCUGGCAUGAGGAGAGCAGCUUUGAGAAACAGCUGAAGCACAGGAGCUGCCAGAUGGAGUUUGGAGAUGGGAUGUCAGAGAAUCACUCAAGAGAGGAGAUCGGAAAAACAGGCAGUCAGUCCAGCUUCUCCGGUAGCUUGGAAAUCAUUGAGGUCUCCUGAGAUCUGUAUUGGACUGUGAUCGGAGCACAAGAUUUUCCUCAAUGUUUGUAGAUGAAAACUGCAGCUUGAACGCAUCAUUGAAUGUUACUUGCAUUUGUUUGGAUGAGAUCUGUGUCGUUGUUUCGACUGAAAACUGAGUGUUCUCAAAAAUCUGAACCAGACUGACAGAGGCUCAGUGCGCAAACAACAUCAUACAGAUGCAUUUAUGAUCUGAAGUCUCUCUUUCUCUUCAAACACACGCAUGCACAACAUGACAACUAUCUAGUACCUCAAAUAUUCAAAAUUAAGGCUUCGUCUUUUGACUUUUCACAUUGAUAUGUAGCUCCUUGACAAUUGUGAUCUCAGGUCUUUAUUUUCAGCAGGAAUCUGUGUUUGUAGUGGUUUGUCCUGGUAGUCUGUUGUGAUGGUUCACAGUAUCAGUGGAGAUUAUGAAUGACGUCUACUGGUCAACAAUAACGGCAAACACACAAAUCUUGAUUAUUUUCGUGUAUAUAAGGGCUGAUGACAGGUCAUCUCUCAACAUCAGAGCUGGAGUUAUUGGCUGUCAGGAGUUAAAGAUUACCUCUGUUAAAAUCUGUUCACAACUCUCUCCCAGUGUGCGGGCAUCACAACACAACACUUAAACCAUCUUAACUUUGACACAUUUUGCUGUUGAUCUUUUUAAAGGAGCCCGGUGAUUUCUAGAAACUGCAGUGACCACGACAAUAUGACAUCACAGCUGGGGUGUAACGAUAAAUCGUGGGAUUUGCUUGCUGUUCUUCUCAAUAAAUUAUGGUGAAAUGCCGCUACAUACAAAAGCCAAAGGAUGCUCUCGUGCAGAAACUCAAUAUGCGCCGCAGAAGAAGUACAGGUGCAGCUCCAGGAAAUGCAUAUAGGCAUAUUUAUAUUGCUGUUCUUCGAACCUCUUCAGGUAUUUUCAUGAUAAUAAAGAAUAUGUAUAAUGAUAAUGUUUGACAAGUGUUGCUUUUUUGAAAUGCAAGUUAUAAAUGACUCAAACUAACAAUGAUUUUAGAUUAAUAAGGACUUCCUAUUGAUCAAAGAGCCAUGAUACAUGAAAGAGCUGUGCAUAAUAUCACCUUUGCAUUUCAGAAUCAAUAUCAGACAGGUAUUGUUAGUGCACAUGUCGCGAUUUAUCGUUACACUCCUACAUCACAAUAAUUAUAUGUUAGCUGCUUUAAAUAAGUUAACGUGUAUACUGGACAGACUUUUGUUCCUGCUUUUCUUUCACCAUAAUAAAACAUCUUUGUUCUUGUAAUGUAACGUUAUAAUACAUUUUGUUUACAAAAACAAUGGCACGCAUUUAAGCAUUAAAGAAACACGCCCAGAUUUUGGGAAUUUAGCUUAUUCACCGUAUCCCCCAGAGUUAGAUAAGUCCAUACAUACCUUUCUCAUCUCCGUGCGUCCCGUAACUCUGUCUGACGCAGCCCCCGCUAGCUUAGCUUAGCACAAAGCCUGGAAGUGAAUGGCUCCAGCUAGCAAACUGCUCCCAAUAAGUGACAAAAUAACGCGAACAUUUUCCUAUUUAUGUGUUGUGAUUUGUAUAUUCACACCGUGUACAAAUAACAAGGUGAUAUGAGACACAGCGAUCUUUUAACAGUAUACAUACUGGGAACUAUAUUCUGAGAAGACGAAGCACUGCUACGUGGGCGGAGUGAUUUGCUCGCAGCACCCGAGAAGCCCCUGGUGAGGAGCAGAGAGUUCGGUCAGAGUUGUGCAAAUCACUCCGCCCAUGUAGCAGUGCUUCGUCUUCUCAG